Molecule: messenger RNA, 912 nt
Organism: Theobroma cacao (cacao)
Lineage: Eukaryota; Viridiplantae; Streptophyta; Magnoliopsida; Malvales; Malvaceae
Product: receptor-like protein 18
Molecular function (GO): protein binding
Source: RefSeq, a predicted model, not a curated record
AUGACUUCUAUGGCUACUUACCAUCGAAACUUUUUGAAAAUUUUGCAUGCUAUAAGGGAUGCAAAUGAAACAAAAGUAGAGUACCUGAGAGAUGUAUAUGAUCGAAAUAUGUAUUAUCAAGAAUCAGUAUUCAUUACAACCAAAGGGUUGGAGAUAAAAUUCAUGAACAUCUUAACCACUUUGACGGUUAUUGAUUUUUCAAAUAAUCGAUUCAACGGGCAAAUUCCUGAAGUACUUGGAGAACUUCAUUCACUUAGAGUCCUCAACCUUUCUCACAAUAGUUUAAUAGGUCGUAUCCCAUCAUUGUUAGGUAAUUUGUCAGUGCUUGAAUCAUUGGAUCUCUCAUCAAACAAGUUUGAAGGAAGAAUUCCAGCAGAAUUAGUCAAUCUUAUAUUCUUAGCGGUAUUAAACCGUUCUUGGAAUAAUCUUAGUGGCCUCAUUCCUCAAGGUAAUCAAUUUGGUACUUUCACAAAUGAUUCCUACAUUGGAAACUUGGGUUUAUGUGGACUUCCUUUAUCAAAAAGUUGUAGUAAUCAGCAGAAUUUGCAACCACAAGUAACAAAAUUUGACGAAGGUGAUGAUACAAGGGAAUUGAAUUGGAAAUUUUCUAUAUUGUUGGGGUAUGGAUGUGGGCUGGUGUUGGGAUUGAGCAUGGGAUACAUUGUCUUCACAACUGGAAAACCAUGGUGGUUUAUUAGGAUCAUUGAGAAAGCCAGAAAGGCUUUAAGCAAGGAAAACAUGGAUGGUCCUGUUUUGGAGCAGAGUAUGAUUGUGAGUGCUAAUCCUAAGGUUCUUAUUCCGCCUUCAAUUCCUGCUAAAAGUGGUCAUGGAACGGCUGUAUAUGAGAUAAACAUAACCAAGCACAUUGCUCUGUCUGGCGAGUCAGUUCCAAGUCCUGGAGCUGGCAAUUAG